Molecule: messenger RNA, 4246 nt
Organism: Geodia barretti
Lineage: Eukaryota; Metazoa; Porifera; Demospongiae; Tetractinellida; Geodiidae
Source: the annotation of a GenBank genome assembly
UUCCGUAAUCCACGUCAACAACACGUGGAUUCCGUAUUUGAGUGCUCCAGCUGGAGAGGAGAAAGAGGGAGAGAGAGGAUGGCGGCCAUUCAGACGAUCCUGGAGCGUCUCCUGGUCCCAGAUAACGCCGUAAUUCAGCAGGCCACGCGUGAUCUCCAGGCCGUGUACAGGAACCCAGACGUUAUUCCGGGCCUCUGCACCCUCCUACACUCGUCCCCCAACCCCCAGAUUCGACAGUUUGCAGCUGUGCUGUUGAGAAAGAGGCUAGUCAAACUGUGGAAGAAGCUGCCUGGAAAUGACCGAACAACAAUCAAGUCUAUGCUGCUCCAGUGUCUAACCCAGGAGACCGUACGGAUUGUGUUCAUAUCAGUGGCUCACCUGGCUAGUGUGCUAGCCAAGUACGAACUGCCACGAGGUCAGUGGGAGGAGCUGUCAACGUUCAUAUUCCAAUUCUGCCACAGUCAAGACCCUCAACAGAGAGAGGUCGGGGUCCUCCUCCUCAGCUCUGUCAUGGAAACGGCUGCUCUGGACUUCAAACAGCAUUUCCAGAGCCUGUUUCAACUGCUGUCGUCUGCUCUUGAAGACCCGCAGAGCAAGACUGUCCCAUUCUAUGCACUCAAGUGUCUGACCUCAAUGGUGGAGUAUGUGGCAGAAGAGGACUCGCCUCACUUCACUCCGCUAGUACCAAAGAUCAUGGCUGUUGUGCGUGCUCUCAUUUCAGAAGACGAGGACAAGGCUUGCGAGGGGAUGGAACUCUUUGACGAGAUUGUGGAGUGCGAGGUUGGCAUGGUAACGCCACACCUCCCCGACCUCAUCCAGUUCAGUCUGCAAGUGGCCAGCAACUCGUCGCUAGGAGACAAUCUCCGCGUCAAGGCCCUCUCAUUUCUUCAGUGGCUGGCUUCUCUCAAGAAGAAGAGUCUACUGAAACAAGGUCUUCUUCCAUCAGUCAUUCGCACCAUGCUCACUAUCAUGGCCACGCCACACCCGGGCGGAGCCGAGGACGAGGGCGACGCAACCACCGAGACUCAGUCUCCCAUCUCCCUCGCCGCUCAGGUGUUGGACAUCCUGUCUCUCCAUCUUCCUCCUGAAAAGAUACUCUCUCCUGUGUUGGAGUGUGUGGAGCCGUGGCUGGAGAGCACCAACCAUUUCCAGAGGGCGGCCUCUCUCAUCGCCAUAGCAGUGAUGGUGGAAGGUUGCUCGGUGCACAUCAAGAACCAUCAUCUUCCAGCACUGCUACAGAUAGUCUACAAAGGAGUGCGAGAUGAGGAAAAGGUUGUCAGAAAUGCGUCUCUCUUUGCAAUUGGGCAGUUCUCGGAACACCUCCAGCCUCAGAUAGCAGAGUACAGUGGGGAGCUGCUGCCCGUUCUAUUCCAGUUCGUUGACCACGCACUCCAGUCCCCUCUCCAAGAGGCCUCUGCACUAACUAAGAUAUUCUACGCCCUGGAGACCUUCUGCGAGCAGUUAGGGCCCAAGUUGGUACCCUACUUGCCGGUCCUCAUGGAGAAGUUGUUUGUAGCCCUCUCUUCCCCCGAUGUCCACAACUGUAUCCAUGUGAAGGAGCUGGCCAUCAGUGCCAUAGGUGCAGCAGCCAAUGCGUGUGAGUCUGAAUUCUUGCCCUACUUCGACCGAACAAUCAAUCUACUAAAGCAAUACAUAAUGUUGCCUCACCAUCAGGACACUCUCAUUCUACAGGCCCAGGCCAUUGAUACUCUGGGGACACUGGCUAGAACAGUUAGUGAGGAUAACUUCAGACCACUGGCUGCAGAGUGUGUCACUCUGGGUGUGGCACUGUUACAGGGCGAAGAUCCUGAUCUCAGAAGAUCAGUCUACGGAAUGCUGGCAUCUGUAUCGUGUGUUAUCAAGGAAGAGAUGUGUGGACAGCUGGAACCCGUUGUGGGAAGAAUAUUUCAGGCUCUUGUGUCAGAGGAAGGAGUUACUGUGCAUUAUGCCUCCUCCGAAGUGCCAUUUCUCGAUUUUGACGAAGAAGAAGAAGAGGAGGAGGAGGGGGAGGGGGGUGAGAGGGGAGAGGCCAGCUCCAGUAUGUUGGACGACAGCAGAGCCAUUGAGGGGUACACAGUUGAGAAUGCAUAUCUGGAAGAGAAAGAAGAUGGCCUCAAUGCACUAGCAGAAAUUGCUGGAAAUGUGGGACCAGGGUUUGUCAGGUACAUCGACGACUGCUUUAGAGAAGCUAACUCUUUGACUGAGCAUUCUCAUGAGGGUAUCAGAAAGGCAGCCAUCUGUGCGGUGGCCACGUUCUGCAGACUGUGGUACCGGUGGCUGAGAGAGGCAGGCAGCACCGAUCUCGAAGAGCUGCAGUUCCUGACCAACAGCACAGUGCUGAGUCUGGCUGCCACUGCCAGGACCGACAGCGACAGAAACGUCGUGGGAGCCAGUCUCGAGUCUCUCGAAAACAUCUUCAAAUCUCUCAAGGGUACAGAGUUCAAGCUGGCACCUCAGGCAUGUAGCAGUGUUCUUGUGUCACUACAAGACAUCCUACAUAACAAGGCACAGUGUUGUGGAGUUGAGGCGGAGGAUUCCGGGACGGGAGAUAUGUCGGAGUAUGACAGUGUGGUGUUAGAGUGUGCAGGCUCCGUGGUUGGUCCGUUUGCAGUGGUGGCAGGAGGUGAGGCCGUGCUUCCCUCCCUCCCUCAGCUCCUCUCUCCACUCAUUGAUAGACUGGCGCCAAAAUCUUCAGUACCGACAGGUCUUUUGCCAUUGGUACCAUUGCGGAACUGCUGGAUGGGCUGGGUGGCCACACCUGUAAGCUACUGGAGCUGUACCCUCUGUUCCUGAAGACAAUGUCAGACGAAGACGAUGAAGUCUGCAGUAAUGCAAUCUACGGCAUGGGCCUCCUAAUGGCAAACGGAGUUCCAGACAGCCAGAGUCAUUACCGUGAAGUUCUGGGGACUCUGUUCGUCACUGCUCAAACCAGGAGAAACGCUAGAAUCCUCGACAACAUCUGUGGCGCCAUUUGUAGGAUGAUACUGGCCCACCAAGAGGGAGUUCCUCUGGACCAGGUUGUGCCAGUCCUCCUGGAGAACCUGCCACUGAAAGAGGACAUGGAGGAGGUGGGGACAGUCUACACAUGUUUCCUGAAGCUCUUCUCUCCUGAUAGUGAUAAUCUUGUGGUGGUGAGCCUGCCAUAUUCUUCCUCGAACUCUCUCUCUCUCUCUUCUCUCUGUCUGUUGCUAUACAGAUGAUGAAUAAUUUACCUGCUGCACUGCGAGUGAUUGCACAAGACCUACCCUCACCUCACCUCUCGCAAGGUAAUAAUUGAGGGGCACGAUGUUUUAUCCCCCAUAUUUCUGCGUCUCCUCAGAGGUUAAGACUGCGUUGGUACAGCUACUGAAAGUGCUGAAUGCUCAUCACGUGGACCGGCUGCAAGCAGCCCUCCCCCACCUCUCCCCAGACCUCAUCUCGUCUCUGAACUCUGCCCUCCUCUAGCUAGCAGGUCAUGUGACCUCACAUGAUCCCGUACGGGAGUGAAGAGAGGAACAACUUGCGAUAAUUGCGUUUUACAAAACAGUGUUUCAAUUCUACCUAUAUAUAGACAUGUGUUCAUUGAAUUGGAAGAUUGAUUGGUGGAUAUGAUGACAUCAUCUUCUCAUGUACUUGACUUUGUUCUUCUGCCUCUUGCCGCCACUGCCGCUGCCAUCUUUGUCGACUGCAGUUGGUGAACCCCGUGAUACCCACGGCCAGAUUAGCAACCUCCACACCUUGUAGACAACCAGACCUGGAACCUUAAGCCAGAGGAGCCAGACCAGGUUGGAGAGAAAAGACAGGCCUUGCAAGAAGGCAGUCAGGAUAACAAAGUCAAUCACAUACCUGAAAACCCAACAGAGAACAAAUGUCACUGGAUGCAUCAUACUCUGAUAUGGGAUAGCAAACAUCUACGAUAGAUGGAGUUUGUAUUAUAUCAUACUGAGAUAAUUAUAUAUAAGUCUACAUACUCUGAGAUGUAGUUGUCAGAGAGGUCAGCUCCAGCCUCAAGGAGCUCUCCACUGGGUCCGAGAUGAGGCCGGGCUAGUUGAACCAACACCCACCGACACAGUCCAUGGACAGCUGGUCCAAACAACGCAAAGAAACCAUCCCACCAUGUAGUGGUGCCAUCCACAAAUUGGAAGUAGAGCAAGUGAAGUGCCUGAACUGCCUUUCCGACUAGGGAGAAUAGUAGGUAGAACGACAACGUUUCGAGGUUGUCUCUGUGGAUCUCCUUCUUCCCACGUGUCCUCUCCUUCACCUUAGG